Messenger RNA from Cyprinus carpio (common carp), 4193 nucleotides. RefSeq names its product claudin-4-like. Lineage: Eukaryota; Metazoa; Chordata; Actinopteri; Cypriniformes; Cyprinidae. The transcript has a single exon. Gene Ontology annotation, cellular component: bicellular tight junction; plasma membrane. Gene Ontology annotation, molecular function: structural molecule activity. The record is from RefSeq and is a predicted model, not a curated record. Gene Ontology annotation, biological process: bicellular tight junction assembly; cell adhesion. The coding region runs from base 2469 to 3155 and encodes 228 amino acids.
UCUACAAGGUAAACCACUCACUGUUGUGAUGCAGCACUAUCCAGCUUAAAUGGUUUUCCUUGCUGAAUGUUUAUGAAUGUGUUUGGUAUGUUGAUGUAUUAAUGCAAUUUAAAUUUAAUGCAUUUAAAUUCACAGAAAAUCUUGCUUUGCAGCUUUGGUCACUAUUGACCAAAGUACAGCUUGGUAAAGUAUUGGUAAAGUACAGCUUGGACGUUCCACUUCAAACAACUCCUGAUGUGCCCCCCCAUCUUUAAUGUAUUUAUUUAUUUUUGAAAGUCAUUUUAAAAGUAUAUACUUAAGGAUACUUAAAAAUCAGCUGUUGUUAUCACGGUGUUCACAUUUCUUUAUUAUACAGUUUGCCUUUUUAAAAGCUCCAUUCUUGUAUGAAUUCUAUUUGAACUUCAUUGUGGGCCAUCAGUAAUUUGUCUGCUCUCUCUCUCUCUUUUGUGUACCCACUCUCUCAUUUCCUGUGUCCUGUGCUGUUGUCAUGACAAUUGUUGCCAAGGAGAGGCAGCCACAAGAGAAAGGAAACUUAAACCAGAGAUCUUGUAGCCAUAAUAUUUAAUUCAUCACCUCAGACGCUAACGUUUGCAUGUUAUGGAGCAGAAUGAAACAAAGAAACCGGGCAAAACGACACAAAAAAAAAAAAAAAAACAAAGCCUUUGGAAACAACUUGGUGGUAGUUCCUUUAUCAAUUAAUUAUAUUAUAAAAUGUAAGUUACAGUAUAUAUACCAAAAAAAUUACUACAACAACACUAUCAAUUCAUCUUUAAUCACCUCGAAAGGUAACCUAAUAUUGCUGUAAUCGGAUCAUUUGUACCUUUGUAAAAUAUCCCUUUACAACUUGACAGCCAUGUAAAUUCACACUUCUGCCUAAAAUGCUGUUACACUGAGAGCAUUUUUGAGAGGACGUACAUUACUGAUGUUCUCCAUCACAAAAGAAGGACUGGCAUACGGUUUCAAAGUGUGAGGAUUUUGGUGUUAGUCAUCACAGUCGCCCUCAGAAAUGCCCACAACAGCAAACAUCCUCACAAGCCUACUCUUUUAAAGCAAUUUCUUCGUCUCCUUAGGGGAAUGGCAAACACUCUUUUGUCGGCCUUUCAAAAGCACUGAACGCUUUGAGGCAUGUUGUUGACGGCCCCUAGAUUGUCUUUGUGUUAAUUGAUCUGCUAGCAGACACCACUCUUGCUCUCCCUCCUCUGUCUCGCUCCAUCUCCCUUUAUAUCCUGCCAUCCGCUGUUUUGUUUUCAGGAUGAGAGUGGCUUUGCUCAACAGUGUUUCUAAAGAUGGAUGAGACUAGCACACUUGAAACACCUGUAAGGGUUUUAGGGGCUGCCCAAUAAGUGAUCGGCACUCUGACAGAAACCAACCAACCAGUGAAGGUUUUGUUGCAGGGAAGAGGACAUUUCUUUUGUCUUUGCCUAAGUGGCCUGAAGCACAGCACCCGCUUUUGUGUCUGCUCUCCUUACGACAAGAGCAUCAAACCUAAAGAGCUUAAAAGAGGACAACGUAUUUACUUUUGGCAUCUAUCCGCACAGGUGUCACGUCUGAAGAAUCUUUCUUUUUACUUCACACAAAACUGUUGGAUAAUUUACGAGGGCCUUUGCCAUAAUUCAGACUGAAGUUUGGGUUCUGUUUGACGUUUGUUGGGUGCUUGGAAGUAAUGCAUCUUUGACAGCCACUGCAUCCACGUCAUAGUAUCAAAUUCAAUCGGUGUGACCUGUUUGGGUAAGGCAACACCGGACUGGGUAGUAACAGAGACACAUGUCCUUGUGAUAAGAGCUGAUCUAUCUUUACAGAGAAGACAAGAAGUCCACCACACAUUGCAGUGGUGUGAGAUCUACUUCUACCCUCCGGACGUUGCCUGUGAUAGUGGGACUCUCACUGAAGUUCAAUCAAUCCUAUGUGGGUGAGUUGAGACAAGAGGCAGCAGUUCUUCAAUUAUUCAUCUCUUCAAAGAAAGACCAGGCGAAAGUGAACACAACUGUCCGAUAAACCAAAAGAGAGACUAGAACGUGGCUAAACAAAACUCAGUUCCAAGAAUUCUGAAAGCCAAAUCUGAGAGGUCUGGCAAGGAUCUUUUUAAGGACUGACCGAGACUUCUUGCGGAGGAUUGGGACCAAGUAACGGACUAGAACAGAACUUUGCUCUUAGAAUUUAAAGACACUCCAAGAAGUCCAGCAAGGAACUUUAAAGGUGGACACGAGGUGGACUGACCAACAUAAGACCAGAAGACGGACUAAAAUGCAUCUGAACAAAACUUCGCUUCAAGAAAUUUGAAAGACAAAACCCUAACAAGUAACUUUCAAAGAAGGACUGACCGAGACUUCUUGCUGAGGAUCGGCCAACGUGCCAACCUCUUUGAGCAAGGAGGGCUGAAGCUAUUAUCUAUAGUUGGAGCAUCUGCAAGCGGAAAAGUGUCGUCGAGUUUGUGGCCCGAGGAGGCGUGGUACUCAGAGGGUGGUGAGAUGGUGAACACAGGUAUGCAGCUGAUCAGCUUCACCUUUGCUGUGACAGGCUGGGUGAUGGCUAUAGCAGUGACUGCACUGCCCCAGUGGAAGGUCACGGCCUUCAUAGGCAGCAACAUCUUGACCUCCGAAAUUGUUUGGCAGGGGAUCUGGAUGAACUGCAUCUACCAGACCACUGGCCAUAUGCAGUGUAAGACCUACGACUCCAUGCUAGCUCUACCGCCUGAUAUCCAAGCGGCACGGGCGCUGAUGUGCAUUGCUAUCUUUUUGGGCUGGUUGUCCUGCACCGUCUCUUGCUGUGGAAUGAAGUGCACCACCUGUGCCGGGGACGAUCGCCAUGCCAAGGCUGGCAUAGCGCUGUCCGGUGGGGUGCUCUUCAUCCUGACGGGCUUGUGCGUCCUAGUGCCGGUUUCCUGGACAGCAAACACUGUGGUGCAGGACUUCUACAACCCCAAUGUUCCCCUCCAGCACAAGCAGGAGCUGGGUCAGGCCAUUUACCUGGGAUGGGCAGCAGCAGUGAUUCUUAUGAUCAGUGGGGCAGUGUUGAGCAGUACCUGCCCGCACAUAGAGAGAGGAGGGUACAGACGUGGAUACAUGGGCCGCAGUUUUGCAAACUCAAGGCCUUCUGCUCCUGAUCUGCCGAAGCCAAUUACCACCAGUACCCUGCCUCUUAAGGAGUAUGUAUGAUAAAGAUAAAAAAUGAAAGCAAAUGUGGGAAGGUUUGGCUAAACAGGGAUAAUGAUUAAAGGUGCACUCAGUGAUUUCCGUUUCAAUGGACAAAUGCAUUUUGUGUCGUCACUCUGAUGAUCAUGUCCAUAUUUGCCAUUUGAAAUUCCAUUUAUCUGCUUUUUCUUUCAUUGCUUAUACAUCCGACACAUAUUGGUGCUGUUCACUCCAGAUCCUUUGUUAAAUUGUCUGUAAUAUACAGAUUGUAUUUAUUGUUAUAUUGUUUGGUUUGCUUUUGUUUAGAUGUGUUUUUAUGUUUAUGUAUGUAAAGCACCACUAGUGGCACGAAAAUGGAAUUGCAAUCUGCUAUUUUUUCAGUGGAACACUGGCACAACCAGUGAUGCGAGUUUGGAGUCGAACUAUUAGUUUGUCAGUGGUUAACUCGAGUAUUUGAAACCUGUUUUUUUUUUUCAUUUCUGUUUGGUAACACUGGUGGAACAGAAAUUACACACUUCAACUUUAAAGUACGUAAUUUCUGCACCACUAGCAAAAAUGGAAUUGAAAACAUAAUGAUUGGCACUAACACUGAAAAACAGAUAGAUUCACCCCAAACAGUGUGACACACUUCAGCUUUAAUUGAACUGAAGUGUAAAACACAGCAGGCCAUAUAAUCUUUGCUUGUGUGUGUGUAUAUUAUUUUUCAUUUGUCGUAAGUAUUAUUCAUUUCUUCAGGGGUAAGGAUUACUGAGUGCACCUUUAAUUAAAGACAGUCUAGUAUCUAGAAUUUGAAGCAUAGUGUAUGAGUAGUAAUAUUUGUGGUAGUAUUGCAGUGGGUCUACGAUUUUCAGAAACAUUAUUUUAACCUUGUUGCUUGUCACUCUCUCUGCUUAUUAGUGUAUUUUUGUCCAAUAGUAUUAACCAUGGACUAUUUGAACUCUUAGGUCCAUUUUCCAGUGUCUUUUUCCUUUCUUUUUUUGUAAAUGGUAAUCUAUCUUGUUUUGUAGACAACUGACAGUACACCUCUGCUGUCCUUAGAAACAAUACACCCACUUUUACUAU